This is a messenger RNA of Cloeon dipterum, 2209 nucleotides long. RefSeq names its product maltase A1-like. The record is from RefSeq and is a predicted model, not a curated record. The coding region runs from base 302 to 2107 and encodes 601 amino acids. Lineage: Eukaryota; Metazoa; Arthropoda; Insecta; Ephemeroptera; Baetidae. The transcript is spliced from 12 exons. Gene Ontology annotation, biological process: carbohydrate metabolic process.
UCCGGUUUCAAGAGAGCGCGGGUGGCACGAGGGCCGGCAGAUUUUUUUGCCCCGCGGAAUGUGGAUUAUGCCGGGAGCUGGAGCCAAUAAUAAAAAGCGGAUGGAGAGAGCAGCGGCUUUGCGAGGGUGAAAGGUGGAGGCGCAGCAAAACCUGAAGAUAAACCCUGCAGCUUGGAAACAAGAGCCGAGCAGAAGAAGAAGAAGAAGCAGAAGAAGAAAGAAAAGCGGGAGCGCAGCAUGUGUACACAGAGAGAGGAGUCGUGUCUGAAGAACGCAGCACUUGACUAUAGACUCGCUAAAGAUGCGCAUAAUAGGAGUGCUUCUGGCCACUCUGCUGGCCCAACAGGCGUCUGCCCAGCUGGCUGAUGUUGACUGGUGGAAGACGACCACCUUCUAUCAAGUCUACCCCAGAUCGUUCAAGGAUACUAGUUCUGAUGGAAUUGGUGACCUCAAAGGAAUAACUCAGAAAUUGGAUCAUUUCGUGGACAUUGGAAUCGGCGGCGUGUGGUUAUCACCAGUAUUCAAGUCGCCGAUGAAGGAUUUCGGCUAUGACGUCUCUGACUUUAGGGAAAUCGAUCCCAUUUUCGGCACCAUGGCCGAUUUUGAAGAGCUUGCCCAAGGUUGCAAGGAUAGAGGACUUAAGUUGGUUCUGGACUUUGUACCCAACCACUCGAGUGACGAGCACGAAUGGUUUACCAAGUCGAUUGCGAGGGAAGACCCAUACACGGAUUACUACACAUGGCAAGAUCCAAAGGGUGUGAACGAGAGUGGCCACCCCAUUCCACCCAAUAACUGGUUGAGCGUCUUUGGUGGCUCUGCCUGGGAGUACAAUGAGGAACGUGAGCAAUUUUAUUUGCACCAGUUUGUCGCUGGACAGCCUGAUUUGAACUACCGCAACCCCUUGGUUGUGACGGAAAUGGAAGAUAUUUUGAGAUUCUGGAUGGACAAAGGCGCCGAUGGCUUCCGUUUGGACGCCUUUCCUCACUUGAUGGAGGACCAAACCUUCCCCGACGAACCCCCAAGCGACGACCCCGAGUUUACGCCUGACCAGUGGGGCUCCCUUUCGCACAUUUACACCGCCGACCUACCUGAACUCUAUCCAAUCAUCUAUGGCUUCAGAAAAGUCGUCGACGAAAAGCAAGAAGAGCUCGGCAGACAAAUGGUGAUGAUGGUUGAGGCAUACACCAGCUUGGAAAACACGAUGAAAUAUUAUGGCGAGGGAGACGUAAUGGGUGCCCACUUCCCCUUCAACUUCGAGUUCAUCACCAACGUGAACAACGAAACCACCGCUUCUGAACUGAAAGCAAUCAUCGACAGGUGGCAAAACGCCCUGCCCAGCGGUGCGUGGUCUAACUGGGUGAUUGGAAACCAUGACAGAACAAGGGUGGCGUCACGUUUCGGCCGCGAUUUCAGCAUUGCGGCCAUCACGAUGGGCCAACUGCUUCCAGGCACUGCCAUCACCUACAACGGCGAGGAAAUCAACAUGGAAGAUACAUGGAUCUCGUGGGCAGACACGGUCGACCCCCAGGGAUGUCAGGCUGGACCUGAAUUCUACGAAAAGUUCACCAGAGACCCUGUCCGCACACCGUACCAGUGGGAUGACUCAGUUUAUGCGGGUUUCACGACUGCUAACUCCGACAAACCCUGGCUGCCAGUGAACGAUAAUUAUAGAGAAUUGAACCUUGCCGCACAGAAGCUAGAGGAAAAUAGCCCAUACGCCAUUUACAAGAAAUUGACCGCGAUGAGGAAGGACAUGAACGCCGUGAGGUCAGGACAGCUGGGAACCUCAACCGUCGGGGAUGACAUUUUCGUUUUUACCAGGUACUUGCAAAGUGCUGACGAAAAGAGCAUCUUGGUGGUGGUCAAUCUGGCCGAGAAUGAGGUCAACGCUGACCUUAGUGGCGUGCCAACCCUUAAGUCUGGAGCAAUGAUCACUUAUCACGUGGGCGUCAACUCGUCUUACACAUCUGGGCAAGAAGUGUCGCCAUCGUCGGUGAAUGUUCCAGCCAGAGGGUCAUUGGUGUUCCUCUACACCAAUGCAGCAAGCACAACGGUUCGCGCCUCCCUGCUUCUUGUUUUCUCUGUUAUCCUCUCUUUGCUCCACUGAAAAACAGAAUAAUAUUCUAUAUUGCCAUGUACAUUUCUGAAUCAUAGAGACAGAUAAUAAAGUAGAUAUAAAUAACAAAUAAAUUGAUUUAUUUUUCUCAGA